ACCUACAACCCCCAACCGUGAAAGGGGCGGAGCCAAAGGAUCUACUUUUCGCUAUGCACCCCUGGCGAUCUUCCCUUUCGACUUCGACCCCUAUGGGAGGACCUUUCAACCCCUGUGAUGUGUGCUGUCACCGCCAAUCUAUAGUGAAGGGACUUAGGGACAGUUGUAAAGUUGCUGCGUUGUGGGUAGUACAUAUAAACAUAAUUCGAUCGUGGAAGGACUAUUUUUGUGUUUAUAUCGAUUGUGUCGGUUCAGUGUAUCGAGAGUGCUGUGGGUUUGAGUGGUCGAAACUGAAUUUUAAUUCGAUGAUGUUGGAGUUUUAUCCGAAUUUAAACUUGAAUGGGACAGUCUUACCAGAUCAUGGGAUAUCAGUGCAAGAUUGUAGUAGAGCUGAUCCAACUCUCAUCAAAUGUGAAAAAACGUACGAAAUGUGCGAAGGCUGUGGUAGAAAAAUUCACGACAGAUAUCUUAUGCGCGUAGGCGAUGCCAGUUGGCACGAGCACUGUUUGGCUUGCUGCGUGUGUGGCGUUCUUUUAAAUCAUUCCUGUUACACAAGAAACACUAAAUUAUAUUGCAAGGCUGACUAUGAUAGGAUAUUCGGAGUCAAAUGUUCAAGAUGCGGAGACCGUCUGCUGCCACACGAAAUGGUGAUGCGAGCACAGCAACACGUAUUUCAUCUACCCUGCUUCGCUUGCGUCAUCUGCUGCCAGCCGCUGCAGAAGGGCGAGCAAUUUGUUAUCAGGGCCGGACAGCUGUUCUGUCGGCAGGACUUCGAGAAGGAAAUUUAUCUUAUGCAAGCAGGUUCAGGGGAUGAUGACCUCCUGGAUGAAAACAGUAGACCUAGGGACGGAAGGAGAGGCCCUAAAAGACCUCGUACUAUAUUGACUUCCGCCCAAAGGCGUCAAUUUAAAGCGUCAUUCGAAGUGAGUCCGAAGCCUUGUAGAAAAGUGAGAGAAGCAUUAGCCAAAGAAACGGGCUUAUCUGUUCGAGUCGUUCAAGUCUGGUUUCAAAACCAAAGGGCGAAAAUGAAGAAGAUCCAAAGAAAGGCGAAAGCUGACGAUGGUAAAGGGGACAAAGACAAGGGAGAUAAAGAAGACAAAGUAAUUAAGGAGGAAUCGCCAUCGAACGAGCACUACUUGGAUACUUAUCCAACACAUUCCGGAGAUAGCUUCUGUAGUUCUGACAUAUCUCUUGAUGGAAGCACCAAUUUCGAUCAACUAGACGAAGCUACAUCCGACACCCUAUCACUACAAAACUUAGAACUGCAACCUAGUCAUCACCAGCACGAUUCUUUACCUUCGUCUGGAUCGAUAGCCAAUCCUAUAGAUAAGCUCUACCUCAUGCAAAAUUCUUAUUUCAGCACGGAACCAUAAGACAUUACAAGGUUUUAAUUUUGUUUUAUAUCAGAUGUUUAUUAUAUCAAUGUUUUAUUGUUUCCAUUUAUAGUUUUUAUUUUUUAUUUUAUUUAUACAUUAUUUUUAUUUACCAUUCUAGUAUUCCUUAUCACUGGAAUUGAAACGCAUAAUGAAUAGGACCGUCUUUCACACCUUUUGGAUAUUAUUCAUUUAUUCAUAAUAAUUUUACUUUCACUUAAUAUUUCAGGGACAUUCGAUAUUUCCCUUUUUUCCACUCAAUAAAAUUAUACAGCCCAAAUAUCUGUUUCCUACUAUUAGUAUUCAAUUUCAGUGAAAAAUAGUAAAUGAAUUCAAUACAAAUAAGGCCAAUAUUAUCGUUUCACAUUAAACCGCUUGUUCCUUAUAUUUCAAAACCUGAUUGCAAUGUAAAAUACCGCACUUACUACACCUUCUAGUCAUUUGCAGAUUUUGAGAAAUAUUAUGUGAAUAGAUUAUAAUAAUUUAUUCAUUGAUGUAGUUGUUGAAAAAAAACUUAAUUUGAAGAAACUGGAGACGGAAAUAUCAUUGAUUUUUCGGUUAUUCAAUUGCAUUGAGCAUUGUUUCCUGCCGCUCUCAACGUGCUAGAUGAUUCAGAAAAACAGGCAUUACGAAAUCAUUGGUAUUGCCCAUGAAUAAUUAUUUAUACUUCAAAUUUCAAACUGUUUUUUUGUAUCUUUUGAUAAUUAACUGAGAAGUAUUGAUAUUUCUGUAGUACAGAAAAAGAUGUAAAAAGUAUUCUGAGUCGAAUUAUUGAUUGUGAUGAAUUAUAUAUAAUAUACCAAAUAUUAUAGUAUUGAAUAUUAUCUAGAUUUUAUUAUGUAUAUUUUAAAUAAACUA
Molecule: messenger RNA, 2231 nt
Organism: Coccinella septempunctata (seven-spotted ladybird)
Lineage: Eukaryota; Metazoa; Arthropoda; Insecta; Coleoptera; Coccinellidae
Product: LIM homeobox transcription factor 1-beta-like
Exons: 5
Coding region: 54-1373 (439 amino acids)
Biological process (GO): neuron differentiation; regulation of transcription by RNA polymerase II
Cellular component (GO): nucleus
Molecular function (GO): DNA-binding transcription factor activity, RNA polymerase II-specific; RNA polymerase II transcription regulatory region sequence-specific DNA binding
Source: RefSeq, a predicted model, not a curated record